AAAUUACAACAGCGGCAACAACAACCAAAUAGCAACGCAAUUGACGUCUAUGCAAAAACGUCUAGCGGAAGUUGGCCAAUUCAUUAAAUACAAAGCAACAACAAAAAAUCUUCCUUUUGCUAAUUUCAACGCGCGACUGAAAUUUGAAAUAAAGCGAAAAGAGAAAAAUAAAAACUGUAUUAAAUCAUCAAUAAAAAUAGAAAGACUCAAGCUAACGGUACUAUUAUGAGCACAACUGUUUGAGGCACACAAUAACAAAAACAACAAAAACAACGCAUCACGCACCGAGUCACAGACAACAACAACAAAAACGAGCAACUCAUAAUUAAUAUGUACGAAAAAACAUUAACAAUAGGAAAUGCUAAAGUUAAUAAUGCAUAUGAGUGGCAAAAAGUGAGUUAUACCAAAAAUCAGGCACCGGCUUUUAAAACUAGACAAAAGCCCAACAACAACAACAAUAAAAAAACAGCAACAAUUCCAAAAACAGUAGAAAAUUGUGCGAAAAAUGCAACAAAAACACAAGUUGAUCAUUCAAAACUGAAACCAGCAACAAAGACAGCAAUAACAAAAACAACAGCAACACCCACAUUAACGGCUUUUAAGCCGGCAACGCAAACGCCGCUAAUCAAAAAAUACGUUGGCAACGCGGCACGUCGCCAAACGCUUGCACACCAAAUCAAGCGGGCGCACCGCCAUCUAUUGACGAGCGGAGGCAACGAUAAGCAGCCACAAAAGCAACAGCUUAAUAAUAAACAAACAACAGGUAGCAGCGCAGCUGCUGCAGGACAGCAGCCAACAAAAACAACAAAGGCAACAAAACAGCAGCGUAACAAACGCUCAAUAAAUGCAAAUAAACAGUUGCACUGCCGCAAAAGUGAUACACAAAAGAAAAAACAGCAGCGCAGCACUAGCGAUAGCCAAAAAUCCGGGCUCUCCUCACGCUGGUGUUCCAUCGAGGAGCAGCUAAAUGUGCUGGAUCAACUGCUCCACUACGAUGAGCAGUCGGAACAAUAUUUAGCGAAACUCUACGACAAUUAUCAACAGCAGCAGCAAUUGGACACCGAUUCGGAUAGCUGGAGUUGCGGAAGUGACUACGACUUGAACAUCAUGUCGCACAACAACAACAAUAACAGCGCCGAUGACGACGCCUUGUCCAGCACCAGCGGUGCAGGCAGUCACAGCACCAAGAAUUCCACUUCACCACUGGUGCCAGCGUCGCUGAAGCGUCGUGGACAUCAGCAUCAUCCGCGCUUUGCGGGCACCCGUCGCCCCAAUGUGCCCAAUGUGCAGGAAAUACUUGCUGCUCUUUAUCGCGGCGACUCCAAAGGUGUCCUCUCCAAUCUACGUGGCGAGGUGCAUCCAGAGACGGAACGGGACUCGGAGCCUGGUGUUAACCGCAGCACGCUGAGUCUGCCCUUGAGCGAAUCUUUGACAAAUUCUGUGGGCAGCAACAGUCCCACGCCCACCGAUGAGAGCAGCAUGAUGGAUGACACAACAACAACGACAGCGACUGCAAUCCCAGCAGCUGCAGCAGAUGCCACAGAUGCUGCACCCACAAUCAAGAAGAAAAAGAAACGCGACAAGGGCGAUAAGGAGAAGUCAGAGCGUAAAAAGAAAUCCACUGCAUCCAGUGGCAAAAGGGAGCGCAGCAAGCGCUCUGCUGCUGGUGGCAUCAUGGAGCUGAGCAGCGAUAGCCUUGCCACCGAUCUGAGUGCGGGUGCCAUUGAUGAGGGCAUUGUGGUAAAUACCGAGGAUGAGGAUACCCAGGCACAUGAAUGGUCCAAGCUCCGCUGCACCAGCGAGGCAGCCGAAAUCGUUGCCGAGCGCGAGGCUCGUCGCAACAAGGGACGCUGUGCUGAUUAUCCGGGCCUGGCAUUCGGACGCUCCAUCUUCAGCUCGGACACUAUGAUGAAGUUCAACAUUAUUCGCAACGAGCUGCAUAACAUUAUGAACACACAGCUGAAGCGGGUAAUUAGUGAUUGGGUGGGGGGUUUCUUAAGUUACACAUAUUCCUCUCACUAAUCAUAUUUCUCUUCUUCUCCUUUAAGCCACCUUUUUGCUGUUGCCAUCAUCAGUCAGCGUUUUAGCCCAAAAAAAAAAGAAAAAAAACUUUCAAAAGUUUGGUUAGGGUUGAAGCACAAGAAAAAUUGUCUAUUUUAGCUAUGAAUGCUCCAAUUUGUUUCUGUUGUCUGCUCUUUUUU
This is a messenger RNA of Drosophila grimshawi, 2201 nucleotides long. RefSeq lists its product as uncharacterized. Lineage: Eukaryota; Metazoa; Arthropoda; Insecta; Diptera; Drosophilidae. The record is from RefSeq and is a predicted model, not a curated record. The transcript has 2 exons. Bases 331 to 2022 code for a protein of 563 amino acids.